Molecule: messenger RNA, 2320 nt
Organism: Acanthopagrus latus (yellowfin seabream)
Lineage: Eukaryota; Metazoa; Chordata; Actinopteri; Spariformes; Sparidae
Gene: pgm3
Product: phosphoglucomutase 3
Exons: 13
Coding region: 152-1792 (546 amino acids)
Biological process (GO): UDP-N-acetylglucosamine biosynthetic process; carbohydrate metabolic process; hemopoiesis
Molecular function (GO): phosphoacetylglucosamine mutase activity; magnesium ion binding
Source: RefSeq, a predicted model, not a curated record
CACCGACAGGGCACGCCGAGCGUACUUACGUCAAGUGACGUACCCGGAAGUGUAGCCACGUCGUCAGCGAGAAGAAGGAAAGGAGGAGGAACAGGAAGCGUUUCACUCACUCUUCACUGCACCUCCCUGCUAAACACCCACAAAACAACACAUGAUGGCUGAGUUUCAGGAAGUACUUAAGCAGUCCGGGCUGCACCCUAAACCUGCAGGGCUGGUGUUGCAGUAUGGCACCGCUGGUUUCAGGACCAACGCCAAAGAUCUGGACCACGUCAUGUUCAGGAUGGGGCUGCUGGCAACUCUCCGCUCCAAAAAGACAAAAGCCACAAUCGGAGUCAUGGUCACUGCAUCACACAACCCAGAGGAGGACAACGGGGUGAAGCUGGUUGACCCCAUGGGCGAGAUGGUGACACCAACGUGGGAGGGCUACGCAACCCAGCUGGCCAACGCGGAGCAGGAGGAUUUGCUCACAGCUCUGAAAGAUGUUAUCAAGAAGGAGGACAUAAACAUGGGCCAGGAGGCGAAUGUGUUUGUGGGUAAAGACACCAGAAGCAGCAGUGCCAGCCUCUCACAAGCAGUGUUGGAUGGAGUUUCUGCACUUGGUGGUAAAAGCAAAGACUAUGGUUUGGUGACCACCCCACAGCUCCACUACAUGGUUUGCUGUCAGAACACGCAGGGUAAAUAUGGAGAAGCAACGGUGGAAGGAUACUAUAAGAAACUCUGCGAAGCUUUCAUUCAGCUCACAAAGAAUGCGUCAAAUUGCACAGACGACCAGAAACACCUCACCGUGGACGGUGCUAACGGUAUUGGGGCUCUAAAGGUGCGCGAGAUGGAGAGUCACCUGAAGAAGGAGCUGCAUAUAUCGCUGUUCAACGACGGCAGUAAAGGGAAGCUCAACCACCAGUGUGGGGCCGACUUUGUCAAAGUGCAACAAAAAGCUCCAACAGGCAUUGAGAUGAACCCAGGGGAGCGCUGCUGUUCCUACGACGGCGACGCUGACCGAAUCAUUUACUACUACUCCGACUCUAAAGGACAGUUUCACCUGCUGGACGGAGACAAAAUCGCAACUCUCAUCAGCACUUUCCUGAAAGAGCUGCUCACACAGGCUGGGCUAGACUUGCAGAUAGCAGUGGUGCAGACUGCUUACGCUAACGGAAGCUCAACGCGCUAUCUGGAAGACACGAUGAAGGUAACAGUGAGGUGUACUAAAACUGGAGUGAAGCACCUUCAUCAUGCAGCCCAGGAGUUCGAUAUCGGCGUGUACUUCGAGGCCAACGGUCAUGGAACUGUGCUGUUCAGUAAGGCAGCUGAAGAGAAGAUCCAGCAGCUGGCGGAGAACACGGACACCGACGACGAGAGGAAGAGAGCAGCUCUCCUGCUGCAGAACACUGUGAACGUCAUCAACCAGACUGUAGGUGAUGCCAUUUCUGACAUGCUGCUGAUUGAAGCCAUAUUGGCCAUCAAGAGUAUGACUGUCCAGCAGUGGGACGCAAUCUACAGCGACCUGCCAAACAGGCAGCUCAAAGUCAAGGUGUCGGACCGCAGGGUGAUAGACACGACGGAUGCAGAGAGGCGGGCAGUGAGCCCAGACGGACUGCAGGAGGCCAUCGACAGCUUAGUGAAGAAGCACAGACAGGCCCGCUCCUUCGUGAGACCCUCCGGCACCGAGGACGUGGUGAGAGUUUACGCCGAGGCAGAAUCUCAGGAGAGCGCUGAUGCCCUGGCACACAAAGUCAGCCUCGCGGUUUAUCGUCUCGCCGGAGGAGUCGGGGGUGAACCCAAACCGCUGCACUAGAGACACGAAGUCACACAGAACUGACAAAUCCAUUGGUGCUUUUUUGGAUGCAGUCUAUUUAAUAUCAAAUUGCUUCUUUUCCGUGAGGUGCCAUUUCAUGUACUGUUAAUUUCACUUUGGACUUAACGGUGCUUCUCUGUUUCUCUGUAUUCGUCUGUCAUUGUGAAGAAAUGGGACAAACUGUGGGAGAUUUUGUGCUUCUUUGAAAAAAGCUACUCUUUGCUUGUUGUAAUGUCUCGAACAGGCGGCUACGUGCCUGGAAAUCUCAUUUAAAUAAGCUACUUGAACUUAUAUGUCAUAAUCAAAACAUAAAUUGUCUUUGCACUCAGAUUUUGAUAACAGUUUCAAUCACAUUUCUGUUAUGUUAACUUCUUACUAACUGGAAUCUUUUUGUUACGUCUGUCUUUGAUUUUUUUAACAGUGGAUUUGAUCAUGAAACAAGUUUACACAUGAGGGGAGCUGUAGCAAUUGUACUUCCCUUGAAUGUCAGUUUCUGCUUUAGUUUAAAUAAAUAAUUCAAAAGAAAAA